AUGUGCAGCCGGAACCACCAACUGAAGGAAUGCGACGAAUUCAAAGCGCUCACCCUUGAAGGACGCAGGCGAGUCGUGGAGCAAGAAAGACUAUGCCGCAAUUGCCUGAAUUUCCACGGCCACCGACCUUGUCGUUUGAGUGGAUAUUGCAAUGUUAAUGGUUGUACAGUCCGCCACCACCCUCUUCUCCAUUCCAUCGGGGGUCAGCAGAUGCAGAAUAAUGCAGGCGAAUCUUCAGUACGUUCAAACGAUCAUCAGUCCAACUCCAAUGGUCGUGGACCAUCCGCUUUCGAACCCAGUCCGCCCGCCGACAUCCACGUGCAUCGAAGUUUUCCUCAAGUUUGCCUGCUUCGCUUUGUGCCGGUCACAUUACACGGUAAGGGAAAUCUGAAAAUUGACACUUUCGCUUUCCUGGAUGAUGGUUCAUCACUCACGCUUAUCGAAGAAAAACUGGUUGAUGAACUCGGUUUGCAAGGACAACCACGAACACUCUGUUUGAAAUGGACGGGCAAUAAGACGAGAACGGAACAUGGCUCCAAGGUGAUUGAGCUUCAGAUAUCCGGAACCGAUCAACGGCAUCAUAAACUACAAGAUACUCGCACAGUCAAAGAAUUAGCUCUUACCCCACAAACACUAGACUUUGGUACAUUGUCGGCUUCAUUUCGGCAUCUACGAGGACUUCCGAUAGCGAGCUACAGGAAUGCAAUUCCUCGUGUUUUGAUAGGGGUUAACAACCUUCAUUUGACCGUUCCGCUUCGUACAAAAGAAGGUCAGCCGCAAGACCCAAUAGCUACUAAAACAAGGUUGGGAUGGUGUGUCUACGGAGGAACAGGAUAUCAAGAUACAUCUUUGUACGUGCACCGUUGUAGUUGCUCUGGUGAUGAUGCAUUGCACACUGCUGUUCGGAACUAUUUUGCUUUAGAAGACGUGGGGAUAACCGGGACAGCCAUUCUAGAAUCUGAGAACGAUAAACGGGCCAAGAGAAUCCUUGAAGAGCACACAAGUCGCCAAGGUGAUAGAUUCCAAACUGCCUUACUUUGGAAGUCCGAUUAUUAUGAGUUUCCUGACAGCCGUUUUAUGGCUGAAAAACGUUUCGAGUGUUUAGAACGUAAGCUUAAACGAAACCCAAAGAUGAUGGAAAACGUUACUAAGCAAAUAGAAGAAUACCAGAUGAAAGGAUAUGCCCGUCUCGCCACCGAAGGUGAAAUCAGAAACUCAGAUCCUCGGAAAACCUGGUACCUACCACUCGGCGUUGUAGUAAACCCCAAAAAGCCGGAGAAGAUUCGCAUGGUGUGGGACGCAGCUGCUACGGUUAAAGGUGUCUCGUUGAACAGCAUGCUUUUGAAAGGGCCAGAUCAACUAACAACACUACCCUGGGUCCUCUUCCGUUUCCGACAAUAUGCUGUGGCAGUCUCUGGUGAUAUAUCCGAGAUGUUCCACCAAAUCCGUAUUCGUCCCGAAGAUCAGCAAGCUCAGCGUUUUCUCUGGCGGACCAAUCCAAAUAAAGUUUUCGACGUUUUUGUUAUGCAGGUGGCCACUUUCGGUUCAACUUGCUCCCCAGCAUCUGCUCAAUUCAUAAAGAAUAAGAACGCACGAGAGUUUGCGGAUGUCUAUCCUCGAGCUGUUGAAGGAAUCAUCGACUGCCAUUACGUGGACGACUACGUCGAUAGCUUUGGGACAGAGGAAGAAGCUCAACGAGUUGCUCGAGAAGUCAAGGCCAUUCACGCGCGAGGAGGCUUCAACAUUCGUGGUUGGAGAUCCAAUAGCGUGAAAAUACUCCAAGGACUUGGAGAGGCAACAGAUCCUAAUCCCAAAGAACUAAACACACAGCACGGCAUCAUCGAGAGGGUUCUUGGAAUGCACUGGCUUCCCAAUGAAGAUACUCUGGCAUAUUCCACCAACUUUCAGCCACAAAUAAACGACAUUAUUUCAAACAGAAUGCGGCCAACGAAACGACAAGUACUGAAGUGCUUAAUGAGUGUAUUCGACCCUCUCGGUCUUCUAGCGGCCUUUGUCGUUCAAGGCAAAAUACUUCUCCAAGAUAUUUGGAGAGCCGGUACUCAAUGGGAUGAAGAAAUCAACGACCAAGUAUUCGAAAAAUGGACAAGAUGGAUAGAUCAGUUCCCACUUAUAGCAGACCUCCAGGUUCCAAGAUGCUACUAUCUAGAUGCUACUGAAACACUCUACAAUAAUCUUGAACUGCAUAUAUUUGCCGAUGCAAGCGAAGAUGCUUACGCAGCCGUAGCGUAUUUUCGUAUUUCCAUCAAUAGCAAGGAAUAUAAGUGCACUUUAGUUGCGUCAAAGACGAAGGUAGCUCCUCUACGACAUUGGUCGAUUCCCCGGCUUGAACUCCAAGCUGCUGUAUUAGCUGCGCGACUAGAAACGUUUAUUAAAGAAGGCCAUACAUUGCAAAUACAUCGUACGGUAUUUUGGUCGGAUUCGAGUACAGUACUAGCCUGGAUACGCUCGGACCAUCGAAGAUAUUCGUCGUUUGUGGCAUGUCGAGUAUCUGAAAUAUUAUCUACCACUUCUAUCGCUGAUUGGCGAUGGAUCUCAACGAAGAUGAACGUUGCUGACCUGGCCACAAAAUGGGGACAAGGUGGCCAACUGGAUGUGGAUGGUCCAUGGUUCAACGGACCGGAAUUCUUGAAAGAGGAAGAGGCAGAGUGGCCGCGUCCCAAGUCAAUACAACCAACUGUAGAAGAACAAAAAAUGUGUGGGGUCCAUCAAAGCCUAGAAAUUCCAGAUCCGCUGGUUGAUGUAUCCAGAUUUUCUAAGUGGGAGAGACUGACCAGAGCAAUGGCCUACGUAUUCCGAUAUUUCAACAACUGCAAGAAAACACGUUGCAAGAUCAGUAGUUUGUAUCCCACGCAAUCCGAGUUGAGGCUUGCCGAAGAUUACCUUUUCCGAAUGGUUCAACGAGAAGCUUUUCCAGACGAAGUUCACCAACUACUGGCACAAAUCAGCGAGCCGAAUAAGAAACAGGUCACCGUAGGAAAAGGCAGCAAACUGUAUAAGUUGUCACCUUACCUGGACGAGCACCAAGUUCUGCGAGUCGACGGGCGGAUUGGAGCGGCGGUUAAUGUGGACAACUGCAUCAAGUAUCCAGUGAUUCUCGCGAAACAACACCGUGUCAGCGAUUUGAUCAUCGAUUUUUAUCACCGUAAGUUCCAUCACGCUAAUUUCGAGACCGUGGUGAACGAAUUACGUCAGGUUUACCAUAUCCCACAAAUACGAUCCCGUGUGAAGCAGAUCGUGAAGCGUUGUCAGUACUGUAAAAUCAACAACGCUCGACCUCAAAUUCCAAGGAUGGCUCCUUUACCAGCGGCGAGGUUAGCAACGUGCACACGACCAUUCACUUUCGUUGGGUUGGAUUUGUUUGGUCCACUCCAGGUUAAAGUGGGUAGGAGCUCGGUUAAACGCUGGAUCGCGCUCUUCACCUGUUUAACAGUGCGCGCUGUCCACGUCGAAGUAGUAUUCAACCUAAGUACGGAGUCGUGUAUUAUGGCGGUUCGGAGGUUUGUUGGUAGGCGAGGAUCACCACUAGAAUUCUAUUCAGACAACGGCACCAACUUCCGGGGAGCCGAUAACGUGCUGCAGCAACAAGUGUCCAACAUCGAAGAAGGGCUGGCAUCUACGUUCACCAAUACUGCAACGAAAUGGGUGUUUAUACCACCCGGCACACCACACAUGGGCGGCGCUUGGGAGCGCAUGGUUCGUUCGGUGAAGAAGGCGAUGGAGACGAGCUCGAGGCUGAAGGAAUAG
Uranotaenia lowii is the source of this 3765-nucleotide messenger RNA. RefSeq lists its product as uncharacterized. Gene Ontology annotation, biological process: DNA integration. The record is from RefSeq and is a predicted model, not a curated record. The transcript is spliced from 2 exons. Bases 1 to 3765 code for a protein of 1254 amino acids. Gene Ontology annotation, molecular function: nucleic acid binding. Lineage: Eukaryota; Metazoa; Arthropoda; Insecta; Diptera; Culicidae.